Molecule: messenger RNA, 1788 nt
Organism: Sebastes umbrosus (honeycomb rockfish)
Lineage: Eukaryota; Metazoa; Chordata; Actinopteri; Perciformes; Sebastidae
Product: homeobox protein MSX-2-like
Exons: 5
Coding region: 467-1237 (256 amino acids)
Biological process (GO): embryonic morphogenesis; regulation of transcription by RNA polymerase II
Cellular component (GO): nucleus
Molecular function (GO): DNA-binding transcription factor activity, RNA polymerase II-specific; RNA polymerase II transcription regulatory region sequence-specific DNA binding
Source: RefSeq, a predicted model, not a curated record
UGCUGGCUGACAGCAGCAGCAGCAUUAACAUAGCAGACCAUUAAACGUGACUUCUGCUGCUCUCUAUAAUAACAUCUAGACCUCAGAGGGUAAAGAUGCCUCCAGUCAGGAGCGUGUAUGUGCCCCGGUUCAGCUCUCAACUGAGCUCUAGUCAGAGUCAAAGAGAUGAACCAGAACCAGACCAGACCAGGACCCGGACCACACAGAGGGACCAGAGCGGGAACCAGCGGGCUGAUAAAAAGACCCGGUUCCUUUUAAAAGUCAAAUUACAAAAACACAACAGCACUUUGUCCAAGAAGGGGACAACAGAGGAGGACACAACACCGAGCAGAGCGACGGUAGAGACCGUUGCUAAGACAACCGAGAGACCAGGAGGUGCUGGCACUGAUUCUGACUCUGUUGGCCGAGAUGUUUUCUUCUUCUCCCAAAGACCCACCAGCACAGCAAUGAACGAGAAGGAAAAGGUAUGAGCUUCAAACAGGCGCGAGACGCCUCCGUCUCCUCCGACAGAGCAGAGACUGGGACUAAUCGCAGUGGGCGCCACACACCUCAGGAAGGAGACUGGAGAGACGAGGAUGUCCAACCGGAGAGGCGCACUGAGCAGGUGUCCUGUCUGCCUUUCAGCGUGGAGGCGCUCAUUUCGGACAGGAGGCCGCUGAAUGCGACCGACAGGAGAGAUGGAAAUCACUCUCUGAAGGAUGAACAGGCGCAACAAUUAGUAUCUAUCAAAUCAGAGGCAUCGGAACGAGACGACUCUGUGUCCUGGAUAUCCAGCCCCAUUAAGAUGUCAACACCAACACGGCAGCAAAGUCCAGCAGUCUGCUCCUUGAGGAAGCACAAGACCAAUCGCAAGCCUCGCACUCCCUUCACCACCACGCAGCUCCUGGCGCUGGAGAGAAAGUUCCGUCUGAAGCAGUACCUGUCCAUCGCCGAGCGGGCCGAGUUCUCCUCCUCCCUGUCGCUGUCCGAGACCCAGGUCAAGAUCUGGUUCCAAAACCGACGAGCUAAAGCCAAGAGGCUUCAGGAGGCCGAGGUGGAGAGACUAAAAAUAGCGGCUAGCCUUGUGCCCAAAGCUGUGUUCCACCCAGGCUUCCCGUCCUUGGGUUUUCCCUUCAGUGUUAACUUGCAGGCUGGAUCGGCAGCGCUCUACGGACUGGGCUGCAGCCCCAUACUCCCUGCUGCACAUCUGGCCGUGUACGCCUCGCAGGUCGGCCACAGCCUGUUCCACCUCUCCUGAGAGGAAGCAGCACAAAGUGACUUGGGAGUGUGUUAAAAAAAGAGGACAAGAGUGUAUCAUGAAGUCACGCACCUUAUAUAUAAAAGACUCGAUUAAGGACCUAAAGUGGAGCUGAAGCCUUAUGAUCUUCACUGGUUUUCUUGAGUUACAAUGAGAAUUUAUAAAUGUCCUUUAACAAGGAUAUAGCAUCUGGAAGAUCCUUCAGCAGGGGUCAUUGAUAGUGAAUGGAAUAUUGAUCAGGCCACGAUUAUCGUCCUGAAUACCAGAUUGCAUUCAUCAUAGCGUUUUUGGUUAGUUUCUCCUGCUCUUCCUGUAUUCUCUGGAUGAUUCCAGCAUUGGGAAUUCAAAAUAUUUUCACUUCUUCGCCUUGAAUAUGCGGGGAUAUAUUGUAUAUUAUACUCCUCUUAAAGCUUAAAAGCCAGUGUAUUCCAAAUGACACAUAUUUAUUUAUGAUAGCCCUUGGAUUCAUUUAUAUCAUGAUGCAUAUCUACAUUUUUAAAAGUUAAUAUUUUACAUGUUUGAAGUUAUAUUAAAGCUUUUGGUUAACCCUC